AUGGCUGAAUGGGCGAGGAAGAAAGGGGAGAAAGAGAUAAAGGCGAUAAAGAGGGUUACAGAGGAUAUUUUAAACAAGGUAGUUGUAGAGCGGGCAAAGGAAUUGGUAGUUGAAGAGAAAGGCAAAUUGAGCAAGAGGCAGAGGAGGAAAGAGAGGGAGAGCAAGAAAAAGGAGGAGGAAGAGCAAAAGGAGAAAGAGGAGGAAGAGCGAAAGGAGGAAGAGGAGAGAAACAGAGUAAGGAAAGUGGAGAAAGAAAAGCGGAGGAGGAGAGAAGAGGAGGCGGCGAGACGAGCGGCAGAUCGCGCAAUGAAAAAUGAGGAGAUGGAGGAGGAGAGGGAGGAAGAAUUCGAAGUGGAACAGCAGGAGGACGAUCGGGAGAAAGACGUAGAAGUUCCUGUCAGCGAUGUCAGCUGGGAAGUUGUUCGACUGGGGCUGAGGGACAAGUGCAAGGACUGGGUAACUGGCCGCCGGCUGAGCGACAAGACUACGGCUAGCCAUUCAACGGCGGUCAAGGCGUUCAAGCCAAAUGGUAUCAGCAGGGACACGCUUACAGCGCUGGAGACGAUUGGGUCGGAUGGAGCACUGGUAGACAUCAUGCUACUGAGACUGAAAUCUGAAACAGUCCAGGUCUACCUGUGCUCCUUGUGGAAUUUUGUAGAGUUCCUGUCUGGGUCCUUCAAGUGGCUUGCUUGA
Messenger RNA from Mizuhopecten yessoensis (Yesso scallop), 693 nucleotides. RefSeq lists its product as uncharacterized. Bases 1 to 693 code for a protein of 230 amino acids. Lineage: Eukaryota; Metazoa; Mollusca; Bivalvia; Pectinida; Pectinidae. The transcript has 8 exons. The record is from RefSeq and is a predicted model, not a curated record.